Molecule: messenger RNA, 4356 nt
Organism: Harmonia axyridis
Lineage: Eukaryota; Metazoa; Arthropoda; Insecta; Coleoptera; Coccinellidae
Product: ubiquitin-protein ligase E3B
Exons: 12
Coding region: 182-3388 (1068 amino acids)
Biological process (GO): protein polyubiquitination; ubiquitin-dependent protein catabolic process
Molecular function (GO): protein binding; ubiquitin protein ligase activity
Source: RefSeq, a predicted model, not a curated record
AUGUGAUCGAAUGUCAAACACUAUCCGUUAAAUGAAAAUAUUUUAAUUUUAUUGUUUCACACUAUUACUCAUUAUUGAGUGGUUGAUAAGAAUUUUGAAUUCCCGCUUUUUGUAAUAAUUGUAUCAAACAGGAUGACUCAAAAAAAAUGUAAACUAGGAGUGAAUUAACUUGAAAGAAAAGAUGUUCCACAAGACACCACAUGAAAAAGGGAAUUUUUUGGAACAAACUAAAGCUGCCAGAAAAGAAAGAGCUUUGGAAAAGCAGAAGGAAACGGCCUCUAUAAUAAUACAAUCAUAUACAAGAGGCUGGAUUACAAGAAUUAAAGUUACUAGAAAUAUUCUAAAUGAUUUUGAUGAUGCCUUCCAAAAUAUAUCAAUGGAUACCACUAAUCCCAUUCACAUUUCACUUGCCCCCUCUUUUCAAAUGUACAGACAAAUUACUAGACUUCUCUUCAUUUGGAAUAAAGAAAGAGAUAAAGAUAGGUUUGUUAAAAUAUGCCGUUACUUAGUACGCAGCUUAGAGUGUGAAAGUCCCAAAAUUAGCUAUGUAGGAAUAGCCCUCAACAAAGAUCAUGUGAUGGAUUGGAUUGAACAUAUGAAUAAUAUUUUGUGGAAGUGUUGUAUGUACUUGAAGGAUCUCAAAUUGGAAUUACCUGUAGAUAAUCAAGAGGCAGUUUUAUUUAUACAUGUACUUGUUUCUUUUACAAGCACUAAAACAUGGCGUAUGUUGUAUCAUAAAAAUAUGGGAAUGUUCUUAAAUGGUAUGAAUCAAUUAUGUUCAAAUCUCAUGGGCAAAUUGGUUCAAAAAGGUUUUUUCACAAUAAUUAGAGAUGUUUUGAUUUCUGGGUUAGGAGAAAUCAAAGUUACUCUGAGGAAUGUAUCAUUUAUGGCUAUCAUAACUCUGACAUUGAGACCUUUAAAAGCUGCAGAAUUCUCCGAUAAUCUCAUGAUUAUGUUUUUGAUUCAUAUUUUGUCUGUACCAGCUUUAAUUUCACAUUUAAGAGAAUUAGCUCCUGAAUGCAUAAGCCGAUUGUUGACUGAUGCAAUAUUUAAUAAGGGUAUAAAACUACUUUCAGAUGAGACAUCUAUGAAGAGUGUACUCAAUUCAUUAGAAGGGAAUAGUGCAUUAUAUCUAUUGGCUAAUUUAUUAGAAUUAGCUCACAUUGAGAAACAAAUUGAAAUAUCAAAUUUUGUGAAUGUUGUAACUGGACUGUUAGAAGGUUGUCAAAAUCAUGUUUUCAAUAAUCAAUCUAAAGCCAGUGUUACCAAAUGGCAUCCUGUUCUGGGUUGGUCUUCAGAACCAAUGGAUCCUUCCUUGUAUUCAAGCAUCCCUCUGGUUAAAUCUCAGCUGCAUAUUUUAUGGGGCUCUGAAAUCACACAACUCAUAUUUGGCAACUAUCUGACUGAAUUAGUGAAAGAUACAGAACCACCACAACCUCCAAGUCCAGCUAAGAGUAGCCAUUUUAGUGGAUCAUUCUUGAAGAAAGUAUUUGAGAAUAAGAGCACCAGAACAAAUGUCCAGAGAAAUUACCGCCAAACCUGGGGCCCAGAAGUCAGGAGAGUAGAAUUAACAUGUUCCAUGUAUCAUACAGCUUUGAGAACAUUGACUGAGCUACAUUUAGAUAUAUUAACUGGGUUGUGUUAUCAAAAUUCAUUAUUACACAAUUUGUGGUUGUUCUUAUACUCCUUAGGACCCAAUUGUGGGAUGAAGACGUUUUUGAAUAUUCUUGCUGAGAAUACUAAAUAUUCUGAUCCCGAAUUCCAAAUGCUUCAACUUUUUUGUGAUUGUAUGACUCAUUAUGUAACGCUUUUAGAUGAUAUGGAAAUGUAUGAACAACAACACCCAUUCAAAUUGAGUGAUUUCAUCAUUUUAUCAAAUGUUUUAAAUAUAUUUUUAUACAAAAUAAUAGUAGGAAACUUGAUAGACAUUAAAACAAUACAGAGUAACAAACUAUUUCAGUCCUUGCACAUUCUCCUUAUGCUCUUAUAUCGAAGAGACUCUAGAAGGAGCUAUACACCACCUGGACAUUGGUUGAUCAAAGAAAUCAAAGUGCCUUCUUUCUUAGCAGAUCUGGAUAAGGGUAGAAGAGUACCACAACUGCUUCUACAGACCAUGCCACAUAUCAUUCCUCACGAAGAUAGAGUUAGAUUGUUUAGGAAAUAUAUCGCAAAUGAGAAGACUGUAUUGGGGCUCACCGAGUCAGCUUGUGCGUGUCCCCAGCCCACUAUAAUCACAGUACAUAGAAACCGAAUUGUAGAAGAUGGCCAUAGACAGUUAGCUCCACUUCCACCACAAUCCUUGAAGGGUGUAAUAAGGGUAAGAUUUAUCAAUGAACAGGGACUGGAUGAAGCUGGCGUCGAUCAGGAUGGAGUGUUCAAAGAAUUUCUUGAAGAAACAAUAAAGAAGGUCAUCGAUCCUUCCUUGAACUUAUUCAAAACCACCAGUGAAGAGCGACUUUAUCCUUGCCCAACAUCUUAUUUACAAGACAACCACUUGGGGCUAUUUGAAUUUGUAGGAAGAAUGCUUGGAAAAGCUGUAUAUGAAGGAAUUGUGAUCGAUGUACCAUUUGCUUCUUUUUUUUUAUCUCAUGUAUUGGGACAAACAUCGCAAGCCAACUACAGUUACAUAGAUGAACUUCCAUCCCUAGACGAAGAAUUAUAUCGUUCUUUGAGUUAUAUCAAACACUACGAGGGAGAUGUAUCCGAUUUAGAUCUCACAUUCAGUUUGGAUGAGGAUAAUAUGGGGAAAAUAGAAACCCAUGAAUUGAUACCAGGAGGGAAAGCAAUUUCAGUAACAAAUGAAAAUAAAAUCACCUACAUCCACUUGAUGGCCCAUUUUCGAAUGAGAGUUCAGAUCAAACACCAAACUGCGGCUUUCAUAAAGGGAUUUAAGUCAAUAAUAAACCCUGAUUGGCUAACCCAUUUCUCAACACCAGAGUUACAAAGGCUGAUAUCAGGUGAUAAUGUACCACUUGAUUUAAAAGACUUAAGAAGGCACACCCAGUAUUAUGGAGGUUUUCACGAUUCCCAUAGGGUUGUUGGAUGGCUUUGGGAUAUCUUGGAUAAGGAUUUCACAGAAGAAGAGAAAGCAAUGUUCCUCAAAUUUGUUACCAGUUGUUCAAAACCACCUCUUCUGGGAUUCGCAUAUUUAGAGCCACCAUUUUCGAUACGAUGUGUUGAAGUAGGAGAUGAUGAGGAUACUGGAGAUACAAUUGGGAGUGUGAUCAGAGGCUUUUUCACAAUACGAAAGAAGGAUCCACAGAAUAGACUGCCAACAUCAUCAACGUGUUUCAAUCUUCUCAAACUGCCUAACUAUCAGAAGAAAAGUACAUUACGCGAAAAAUUAAGGUAUGCAGUUACUUGCAGGACUGGUUUUGAGUUAUCGUGAGUUUCAGAAUUGAUCUUGGCGAAUAACUAUUCUUCUGAUAGUUCGUUAAUGCUUUAUGUAUGAAUGUUUUCCAUAUCACUAUGAGAUUCUUUCUAUGAUACUUUGUUUUUUAAAAAAGAAAUUGAAAUCUAUAUUUGCCCUGUGUUGCAAAUGAAACAUAAAGAAAUGAAGAAAACAAUGGAUUAUUCAAGACAACUACAUUAUAUUUGUAUAAAUGGCUUUUUGUGAUGUUACUUGUUCAACUUGAACAAUUUUGAUGUAUGGCUUUAAUUACUGUGAAAUUCAGUUGCAAAUAAGAAAAACUUUUUGUUUUCAUUCACAAUAAAUUUAUUUUCAUAUGUAAUCGUAGUUGGAAAUGGAUGAAUAUUUAUUUGAGUGUCAAGUUAUGAUAGCAUAGAUGUAUUGUCAUUCAUGUCUUCAGAAUAAAACAAUAAUUAAAUUACUGCUAAACAAACUAUAAAUCUAGUUUUUGAGAUAUAGUUUCGAUAUUUAUGUUCUACUCUACAAAACAUAUAAUUCAAGCAGGUUUCAAAUUUUAAUUGAGAAAACAAUUUCAAAAAAUCAAAUUUUUGACAAGCUUUAAAUAUUUUACAUAUUUCAGACCAAAUUUUGUAUAUGUGAUUUUUUUGUUAUGCUAUUCUCAAUUAGUAUGGAAUAUUUCGAGUUUACAGUGAACUCUGUAUAAUACUAAGGUUAAUGAAACUACACUCUUGUCCAAAGAAUCUUUAGUUAUGUUUAAGGCUGUUGUCGUCUCGGAAAAUAAAGGUUUGAGUUAUGUUUUUGAAAAGGCGUUUUACAUAAACAAGGUUUCGUGAACAGGAGAGUGGUGACAUCAACCAUUGUAUUCUCAAUUAGUAUUAUUUCUAGUCUUCAAUUUCUGAUCUGAUUGUAUGAAUUGAUUAUGAUAUUGGGAACUAUACAUGUAUUUUAUAUUUAUAAAGUUGUUAUAAUAAAGGAUAAAAAUGUAA